AUGUCGACGACAGAGUCCUCACACCCAUCGGAAAGCUUCUUCUCAAAUCUACUCAAGCCAGGUUCCUCACUCAGUCCAACGUUUCUUCUCGUCCUCGAUGGCGCGUUCGCUAUUCUACUUACGAUCUUUGUUAUCCUGUUGUUCUUGCUGUCCGGAAGUAUGCACAUCGUCGUGCUUAUUGGCGUUGAAUUGUGUUUAUGGGCUAGCGUGAAAUGGUGGGUUUCUGCGCCUCAUGGUGCUUUUUAA
Messenger RNA from Fomitiporia mediterranea MF3/22, 246 nucleotides. RefSeq lists its product as uncharacterized. The transcript has a single exon. The record is from RefSeq and is a predicted model, not a curated record. Lineage: Eukaryota; Fungi; Basidiomycota; Agaricomycetes; Hymenochaetales; Hymenochaetaceae. The coding region runs from base 1 to 246 and encodes 81 amino acids. Gene Ontology annotation, biological process: vacuolar proton-transporting V-type ATPase complex assembly.